AUGGAGCCCCGGUCCGAAACAGCGAGCGGCGAGCAUUCGCCCAAAAGCAAGCUACAAGACGAAGAAGAGUCGCCGUCGCUACCUGAGGUGCCCGAGGUGCUAGAAGCUGGACCCCAAGCAAACGGAAUUAAAGUUGCCGACAAGACACCGGAGUCAGAUAAUGUCGCGAGUGGCAGAACCUCCAAAACACCCGAUUCACCUGACUUGCCUGCCGUCUUUGAUUGGGACGACUUUGAGAGGCGGUACGAAGACGCACUGGAGCAGGCAGACGCACGUGAGAAGGAGAUCCUGAAAGAGGCAGAGGAGCUGUCUAGACAUGAGCUUAGUGCCUUUUUCGAAUCUCAUUUCUCAGACCCGGCUGUCGCCCAUUUUGAGGGUACAUUUGUGAAGCCUUCGGCUGUCGACGCCACUAAUCAUCAGGAAGAUGAUUGGGCAGAAGAAGAGCAAGAUGAUCUAGGCUACUAUAAUGAUGGCGUCAAGCGGACUUUAACAAAUGCUCAAAUAGAGAUGUUCCGACAUUCGGAACUCAAAACUCUCCGUCGACAACUGGAGAAGGAUGCCGCAAAAGCAAAGAACCAGACAAAUAGCACAGCUGCUGAGGAUACGGAUGUUCGGACAGACUCGACGCAGCUGAAGGAGGCAGAUCUGCCAACAAAUUUCAGAAGCAGCAAAAAGCGAAAGAAGACCCGGAAGCCAGCUGAGCCGAAGCCGGAUCUACGCAAGCGAACGUGGGAUGUGGUCGACAAGGGCUUGGACUCGCUCGAGUACGAUUGA
Messenger RNA from Emericellopsis cladophorae, 774 nucleotides. RefSeq lists its product as uncharacterized. The record is from RefSeq and is a predicted model, not a curated record. The coding region runs from base 1 to 774 and encodes 257 amino acids. The transcript has 2 exons. NCBI's taxonomy places the organism in Eukaryota, Fungi, Ascomycota, Sordariomycetes, Hypocreales, Bionectriaceae.